Messenger RNA from Aphanomyces invadans, 2591 nucleotides. RefSeq lists its product as hypothetical. Lineage: Eukaryota; Oomycota; Saprolegniomycetes; Saprolegniales; Verrucalvaceae. The record is from RefSeq and is a predicted model, not a curated record. The transcript is spliced from 17 exons. The coding region runs from base 1 to 2202 and encodes 733 amino acids.
AUGGAAUCGCUGCUGCAGAGCCUGGCCCAGCCCACCUUCACGGUGGAUUCCACGACAAAGUUGACAUGUUCGGAUGACUUUAACCUGCUUUUGGACGCGAUCCAAGACGCGGACGAGCCAAACGUUCGCCUCAAGAUGGCUCGCUUGGCCUUACUGUGGCUUCCACUGCCCGAGCUCUCGAUGGCACAAGUGGUCGGAUGCAUCCACAUCCUCGCCAUGGACAUUUGGUCACAAAUCCGCAAAGACGUCGCUGUGGCCGUCGGGCGCGUCGUACCAGCAUUUCCGUGGGCGACUGUUGAAGCCAUUUUGCACGACCUACUCCAAGUGUGCAAGACGCCAGACGAGGACUGGAAGGCGUUGGAAGGCGCGUUUGGCGUCGUCGCCAGCAUGCUGAAUCAAUUCCAAAAGACGUCGCCGUCCGGCUUCCGCCUAGGAUCUCGCACGAUGCAGUACUUGCCAUCGGCGCUGCUCUGCGAUUUGAAACCGGCGGUGUACCUGGCCAUGCAGCACACUCAAUUGAGUGUCCGAGAACAAGCCACAACUGCAAUGAUUCGUUACGUCGCCUUGAGUGACGCAUUCACCCAAAUCUCGACAUUUCAGGAAGUUAUGAGCAAGCUGAACUUGUACUCGCCACAUGAAGUCUUGCCGGCCGCUCAUGCUGAAGGGCUCCUGGAUGUGGCGGCGCAGUUGGUGCCCCACAUUCCGCUGGCCUUCCUGACCAAACAUUGGCAAGUCGUCUUUCCAACGUGCGAGAAGUACGUGAUGCACGUCGCGUCGACCGUGCGCCAGAAGUCCGCUGGGCUGAUUGGGGCGCUGGCGGAGCUCAGUGUUGACCACGUCGAAGCGAUUCCGCUUCUGUCGUCCAUUUUGGAAUCACUUGCGCUGCCGUGCUCGCAGCACCCGGAAGUGAACCAGCGCGACUUCUUCUGGCAGCGCAUGGAAGGGCGUCUCAUGGGCAUCGAGAGCGUCAUGCACGUGCUCGGGACGAAUACGUUGCUACAUGUGUCGCCAGCCCUGCUGGCCCCCGUGACAAAACCCACGCCUCGGGGCUUCCACUCGUAUCGCGAAACUGUCGAUGACCUCAUGCAUUUCGACCACGUGUACGCGACGUCGUUCGGGUCGCUUGCAACGUGGACGGGUGGUGCCGCCUCGACGCCCCCCAACCAUGCCAUUUUGACGCACCUGCGCCCCGAUCUCGUACACACGACAUGGCACGCGUACAUUCAACACGCUUACGUGUGCUUUCAAUCCCCGCAGUACGAGCUCAAGCGCAUGGCUGUGCAAACACUGCCUGGUCUUGUCCGGCUAAGUAUGUGGUUGUCGGAUCCGACCCGUUUCGUGCCAGAAUGGCUCGCUGCUGCACGCCACGUGCAGCCGACAUUUCUGUGCUUGGUCAUCAAAUCCCUCGCGCUGCACUCGCGAUUCGUGGAGGAGACGGCGUCGAGCGCUGCUGGCGAUCCAUCCACGAUCGACCCUUCGUUGGUGAAACCGAUAUGUACCCAAGCGCACGUCGUGCUCCAGGCGCUCCUACCACCGUUGCUGGCGGUGAAUUUAACGGAACCCGUGGACAAGGCGCUGGGUAUGGCCGUCGUGGAGGCGGGAGCAUUGCUCGUUCUUCAGACAACGACAACAUCGACCCUCGACAAGCACCAUGCGCAGCUCGUACACGCCAUUUUGAACGUGCUAUGGGGGUAUCACUCGAACGAGGCGUCCGUCGAUCGUGCCAUGAGCUCGAUUACCGUGCGAUAUUUGCCAGGUCUAGCCCGAUUCGACUUGACGCCGGACCAAGCUACGAUCUUGAUUCGGGUGUCCCUUGCGUGGCUCGCUGCCACAGACAGCUUGCGGUGGAUUGUCGUCGACGGCAGCGAAGCGCGUUGCCACUUGGCGGACGCCCUCGUCCUGCUGGCGCUGCGUUCCAGGCCUGGCCUGUCGUGCGUGUGGAAGGUGGCCGACGUGACCGCAGCGAUCAUGCCGCUCCUGCGCCACCCCCAAGUACCGCUUCGCCUCUUUUCCAAGCUUCUCGUGCUGGUGUCGGCGGUGGCCGCCUUGAGCCCGGCAGACGAACUGCGCCCGCUCCUGCAUGCUCUCCUCGCGCCCGAGAUAACUCUCGAUUCCGCUCAGCAGUCGGUAUCAGGACCUUCGACGGUUUGUGCAUCCAUGACUCGCACGAUGCACCUAGACGUCCCCCGACAAACAAGUUAGGUCUUUAACGAAUGGGACGAAGACGACACGCUGACUCGCACGUCGGUGGCAUCGGGCGCCGGUGCUCCCCUUGAUGCCAAAGCCAAGUGCUUUCAUGACUUUUGGAGCGAAUUCGACGCCCCGCGUGGGUCGUCCAAGCAACGGCGUUUCUCUGACUUGAUCUUUGCCACAUGCACGCACGACGAGCGCCGCCGCCUCGAAGCGCUGCAACAGCGCUAAUGGGCACGGCGCUCUUGACGCGCGUGAUGCAUAGGCAAGAAUGGCUGCACACUUGCAUUGCAAAGACUGCAUUCGCUUCCGCAUCGUGAGAGAAAAUAUACACAUGUGUCUAUAUUGCGGUCGCCCGACCAAUCGCCAAACCACAACUGCGACAACAUCAUCGCUUCCAG